Trichoderma atroviride IMI 206040 is the source of this 1239-nucleotide messenger RNA. RefSeq lists its product as uncharacterized. The record is from RefSeq and is a predicted model, not a curated record. Gene Ontology annotation, cellular component: mitochondrion; lipid droplet; plasma membrane. Gene Ontology annotation, biological process: glycolipid biosynthetic process. NCBI's taxonomy places the organism in Eukaryota, Fungi, Ascomycota, Sordariomycetes, Hypocreales, Hypocreaceae.
AUGUCAGACAAUAAAAGCGGACGCGACUAUAAUCUUGUGCUUAUUGGCGCAACGGGCUACACCGGCGCUCUCACUGCGGAGCAUAUCGCCGAGCACCUCCCAACCAAUCUCAGGUGGGCUAUCGCUGGGAGGUCAAGCGCGAAACUGAACAGGCUUGCCGCAAAAUUAAAGGAGCUGGGACCUGAUAGAAUACAGCCAGUAAUCGAGAUUGUAGAUGUUGAAGACAAAGCUCAACUGAUCACUAUUGUCAAAAAGGCAAGAUUAUGUGUCAGCGUUGUCUCAUACCAUCACGUCGGGCCGCUCGUAAUCGAGGCUUGUAUUGAGGGCGUAACUGACUAUAUUGAUACUGCCGGAACCAUACCUCGCAUACGGCAAUGGAUCAACGAUUACCACCGCGCAGCUGAGCUUGCAGGUGUUGUUAUACUUAAUUCCUGCGGCGCAUUGAGCGCUCCGCACGAUCUCCUUACUUGGUCAUCAGUUCGACAGCUUCAACAGAGCUCAUCUUUCAAGACGAAGGAACUGGUUUUGUCGCUGCUCGAAAUGCCAUCGGACCCAAGUGGCGGCACAGUCGAGUCAAUAAUGAUGAGAGGAGGCCUCGACGCCAAAGUCCAGUAUGAAUCGCGACAACCUUGGUACCUUUCUCCAAUCGUCGGCCGCCAAAACUUGAGCUCAACAAAUCUCUUCGGCGUGCGCCACGACCCGACUCUGGGGAUAAUGUCGACUAGCUCGCUGAGCGACGUGCAAAAUAGAGCUGUGGUUCACAGAACUUGGGGUCUGCUCAACGGCGGUAUGGCGUAUGGAGCGAAUUUUCAUUACAGCGAGUACAAAAAAGCAUCAUCCACGCUUGCUGCUAUGUUCCAGAUGCUUAACACCAUGGCAGUUAACUUAAUGCUAGCGCUUCCGCCGCUGAGGGCUAUUGCAGCGAUGGUGCUACCAGCUCCAGGUCAAGGCCCUGAUCCGGUAAAGGAGAAAAAUUACCGAUUCGAGAUGGAAGCUGUCGCGAUUGCAGACACAGACGAUGACGCGACAGCACCAAGGGCGUAUUCUCAUUUUGCGUAUCCAGGGGGCCCAUACCAUGCCACCGCUGCUUUCUUGGCCCAAGGCGCAGCUUCUUUACUCUAUCGCAGAAAAUUAGAGGGCGGCGUCUCUGGUGGUUGUCUCACACCGGCAUUCUUAGGGCAAGAUCUGAUAGAGAGAAUUCGAGGAGUGAGCACCGACUUCAGCACCAAAAUGCUGUGA